UCCCACAACCAAUCCGAUCCACUUUGCCAUCCAAACCAUCCGAAAUGCCUGUCAUAAGUGCGUUGCUCUGGUCGGCGGUAGUGCUGCUGCUAUCGUACCGCUUCUAUCUGAACCGCAUCAAACGGCCACUUAACUAUCCCCCGGGACCAGCGGUACGGCUCUCCCCACUCCAAGACUACGCUCUGCUGUUACUGCUCAACCACCGCCAUCUGCAGCGGGCCGCAUCCAGGCUGGCCCACAUCUACCGCACCAAAGUGCUCGGCCUCUUCCUGGCAGGCCUUCCGACCGUCAUCGUGCGGGAUGGUGUGAUCGCUCGGAAGCUGUUAACGCGCCGUGAGCUAGACGGCCGGCCGGAUCUAUUUCUGGCCCGGAUGCGGCAAAAGGAGUUCCAUCUGCGAGGCAUCAAUUUCAUCGACGGACCGGCAUGGAAGGAUCAGCGUCGGUUUUUCUUGCGGCAUUUGCGCGACUAUGGUUUCGGGCGGCGAUCGGAACAGUACGAGCAGGAGAUGGAAAAGGAACUGUGGAAGCUGGUGGGCCAGCUAGCGUCCGGCGAGCUGUACGGGUACGAGCGUGACUUUAUGCGGGACGGGGGAGCAGUUAAAUGUCCGGAUGUGUUUUUGGUGACGCUUGCGAACAUUUUUCUGCAGGUAACGAUCGGUGAGCGGUACGAUCGAGAGAGGGCAAAAUCGCUGUUGGUAGCUGGACGGAAGGCAAUGCUCUUCGCACGAAAUGCCGAUGACUAUGGGACGAUCUUCACCUACCUUCCCUGGUUGCGGUUUGUGUUUCCAUUUACGAUCAAGUACAGCAACAUUCGCAGCGGCAUGAUGGGUGUGAACCAGCUGCUAGAAACUAUCAUCGACAAGCAGUUGCAAACGUUUGACCCGAACAACCCGCGCCACUUUGUGGACGUGUAUCUGCGCGAGAUGCAAAACCAUGUGCCGCAGCGCAAUGAGACAACGUUUCAGUAUGACCAGCUGGUCGUUGUCCGGCGUAUGCAGAAGGAGAUUGAUGAGGUCGUAGAUAGCGACCGACUUCCCACGCUUAACGAUCGUGUCAAUCUACCGUACACGGAGGCAACGAUCCGAGAAGGACUGCGAAUAGAUACGCUCAUCCCCUCGGGAAUAGUGCACAGGGCACAGCAAACGAUCCAGUUUGAAGGGUAUAGCGCACCGGAGAAUACGCUCUUCCUGUUCGAUCUGGAUAGUGUCAACAAUCAGCCGGAAGUGUGGGGCGAUCCGCGCACCUUUCGGCCGGAUCGUAUGCUGGACGAGGAGACGGGCAUGCUGGCACUGUCAAAGGACCGUUCGCUAACAUUUAGCGUGGGCAGACGAGAGUGUCCCGGUCAGACGUACACGCGCAAUGUGAUGUUUUUAAUCGUGGCCACACUGGUGCAGCGGUUCGAGCUACUCCCGCUACAAUCAGACCGUUUGCCGGACUUAUCGAAACGGCAGACCGGAUUGGUGCACGGACCGGAUGAUUUUUGGGUGCGUUUUGUACCCCGACGGACGAGCGGGGCAGCAGAUCAAUAA
Messenger RNA from Anopheles arabiensis, 1529 nucleotides. It is a transcript of the gene Cyp304a1, whose product is annotated as probable cytochrome P450 304a1. Bases 45 to 1529 code for a protein of 494 amino acids. Gene Ontology annotation, molecular function: monooxygenase activity; iron ion binding; oxidoreductase activity, acting on paired donors, with incorporation or reduction of molecular oxygen. The transcript is spliced from 4 exons. The record is from RefSeq and is a predicted model, not a curated record. NCBI's taxonomy places the organism in Eukaryota, Metazoa, Arthropoda, Insecta, Diptera, Culicidae.